GGUGAGAGCGAGUGGGGACGAGGAGGAGCGUGGCGGACUAGGUGGUGUGCAGGGGUGCGCCUGCGUUUGUCCGGCGCGUGAGCACAGGCAUCCUGGAGGCCCCUUGGUCUUUGUGUUGAUAGGGAACCCUUCGCGUCCAGGGACUUAAUUCACUCAAGCGUGGGAUCCCUGAGUUGCAGUCAAGUAAGAGAAAAGGGUCUGAGUCUCCCGUGACGCUGAUCUCUGGCGUUCUUUCCCCUUUUCGUAAAAAUGUAUUGUAAAUUUAUGAAUUUCCAGAGAUGUCUUUGCCAUCCUCCCCACCCCCAUUUCCCAGCGCUAACCAUCCAAGCUUGACUCUUGUCCCGGAGUCUGAGUUUUAGCCGGUAAAGUAUUCGGAAGCGUAAACUUUUUUUUUUUUGGCAAAUGCUCAGUGUUGAGGUCAAGGCUAUUUAAUGAGGUAAGCCGCGGUAUCUUUUAUCUGUGACUCUCUCGUAUCCUUCUGCAGAAAAGCGCCUAAGAAACGGUCAUAAAUAUCGAUAAAGUGCCAUAGUUUAGUUUCUGCCCUUGGAUUUGUCACGAAGUAUAAAGUGACUAAUCUAGCGUCAUUGUAGGCAUUCAGCAAAUGUUUCAGUUUGGAGUCGCUAUUGCUGGAUUAGUAUAUGGUAUUUACUUGCUUCCCCGCUCUGUGUUACUGAGCUGUUUCAGACAGGAAGUGAGAGAAGUUGAGCCUUGUUAGUGUGCAAGAGGAAACUAAGACUAUAGAAGAACUCACAUUAUCAGAGCUUCGUUUUUUGAUCCUGACACUCUUAGUUUUGGAUCGGAUGAUCGGAAAGAAUUGUUAAUGGACUUUUUCUAUGGGGGAUGCAGAAGAAGUUCUUUUGUUUCAUUUGUUUUAUUGGACUUUUAGAAGUUCCAAAUAGGUUCUUGAUUUGGUAUCAUCUCAAAUGCUUCAUAACAGGUUGGCUUUGAACUCUGAUCUUCCUGCCUCAAGUCUCUCCCAAGUGUUAAAGGUAUAGGUAUAUAAGUAGGCUGAGUUGGGGAUUUGAGAUGAACUGUUGAUAAAGAUUUUCUGUUUAAUGAUGUAAUCAUAGAAGGUAAUUGGAAAUAAGUGAGUAAAACUGAGCCUGGUGGCAGAGGUCUGUGAUCUCAGCUCCUCGGGCAUCAGAGGCCAGAGGAUGGAAGGUUUCAGGGGCAGUUUGUGAAACUUUGUGAGGCCUAAAUCUCAAAAUAGUAAAAAAAAAAAAAAAAAGGAGGGGGGGUGUUCAAAAUAGUAAAAGGGAUCUGAGGAUAGCUCUGCCGUAGAGCACUGCCUCGUACAAAGAAGAACUCAGUUUAAUUCCUAGUGACACUACUACAAAAAAAUGUUGGGAAUAAGGAAAGUUAAAAAAAAAGGUGGUUCUUUGUGAUAGUGGGUAUAGAAUUACAACAAAAUUCAAUAUGAAGUUAUCUAUCAUAGUUCUUUUGAGGUCAGGUCUCAUCCUGUAGCCUGGCCUGGAACUUAACUGCUGGCCUGACAUUUGUGGUAUUCUUGCUGCAGCUUUCCAGCUGCUAACAUGGCAGGCAUGACCCCACUAAGCUUGGGUAGAAAUGAAUGGUGUAUUCUUAGUGUGUCCUCUCAGAAACUGGCAUCCCCUGCUUGAGAGGCAGAAUUGUCUUUUCCUGGGAGGUGGGAGUGAUUAGUAAUAAGUGCUGCUAUGCUUCAGGUGCCUUUAAUAUUCAUUUAUCACGCCACGAAGGGGAGGUUAGCCUUGUUGGCAUUUGUUUGGCAGGCUUUUUGAGAUGCUUCUGUUUGUUUGCUAGGCACUGGGGGUUUGGUGAUGUGCCCCCUGGACUUAGUGAGAUAAGAGACGCAUGGGCAGCAGGCACUUUGUUCAGUAGCUUGUCCCAGGUCACACAGAUGAUAAGAAUUGGAUUAAAAAUGUUUAAGGUCAUUUUUCCAGAAUACCAAACCAUUCUCUCAGUAGCAUAUCUGAUUUUGAAAUUUCUCAUCCUUAGAAUGACCUAGCAGUUUGCACACAGGAGAGCUGGGGAAGCCAAUGGAGAGGACAAGUGCCUUUGAGGCAAGAGGAUGGUUGGAGGAGAUGCUGACUUGAGGCAUGUGGGGUCCUAAGCUAGGCUUUCAUGCGGGAGGAGGAGAGUGCCUUGAAACUGUCUUGGGGCCCCAGGGUGUGUGCUUCGAGACAGUUUUUAUGAGGCACCUGGGAUGUGUCUGGGAGGAAAGUCUGAUUAAAGAAAUGUAGCAGACUUUUAUGCUUGGGAAUUUUGUUUGUUAUUGGGGGGGAAUUUAUUGGAGCAGAGGAGUCAACUGAAGUUACCACUUUUUUAAAAGUUUUUCUCUUGGGAUGUGCAGAUAAUUAAGUCAAGAGAUGGCAAAUCACAUGUAAGAAAAUUCACUUGAAAGUACUUCGUUAAUUCUAAGUUGAACUUCAGAUGCAAAAGUAUUACUAAGACAACAUGUUACAUUUCGUAGCUAGAUUAAGCUGUCAUUUCAGAACACCUUUACCAGUAGAAAAUAGUUCCGAACUGCUGAACUGGGUAUCUUCUGACUCAGAACAGAAGUCAGACCACUCCCUCCAUGAGUCAGUCAAGUAAUAUUUAAUUUGAACCAAGUUUAUAGCAGAAACCAUUUACAACAUCACUUAACUUUGGUGGCAUAAAGGAAGGAAGAGUAAACAGUAAAGGAAUGCUUCUGCAAGUGUUGCUUAAAGUCAAAGGGGCCACGCAUAGUGGUUGGAAAUUGUGAGCAGUUACAGUGUAUUUCCCUCUCUUCUCUCCUUCUCUUUCUUUCCUUCUUUCCCUUUCAGUUAGGUCCACCUCCCACUCUACCUCUUUUGAACCCAGGGCCUCCUGUCACUCUCCUACAGAGCUGCACCCUAAGCCUUUGAGGACAGUUUUGACAGUGUUGAAAUUCAUUAGGGUCUUACAUUACAGUUCUACCUUUUAUUGAAAUCAGGGGUUAGAGUUCAGUAAAAGCUCUGGAGAAAGCAUUCUCAAAGAAAACUUCAGGGAAAUGACACACAACUUUUUCCACGUUCACUCUGGAGAUUGAAACUUCAUUUAUGCCUAAAUAGAAGUUAGGGAUUGUUAAGUAAGAUUUUGAGUGAGUAGCAAUCUGGACCCAGUUUAAUGUGGUAGAGUAAUAGAGCAAAUUAGCACGAGGGUCGAGGUAGAGUGGUUUUAGGUGCUUGUAAAAAUAUGUUAAAGUUUGGUGUUCUUGGUUACAGCACUAAAAAUAGUGUUUCCUUUUUAGAGGACUGUAUGUGUCUGAUCACAAAGUAUAACCUUUAUAUCCAUCAAGGUGAUGGUUCCACAGGUAAAGGUGCUUGUGCCAUCCUUGGUUGGGGCUCUCAUGAUAGGAGGAGGGAACCAGCUGCAGGUUGUGCUAUGACUUCCACACAAAUGCACAUAUACAAACAUGGGCAAAAUAAAUGCAAACAAUAAUUCAUCACAUUAAUCUCAUAGCGGUACUCUUUCAUCUUUACAAGUAAGGAAAUCGGAUUAUAGAAUAAAUGUUGAAUUCCUUGUAUUGCGGUCUAAGCUGAGACGAUAGUAAGUACACGGUGGUGAGUGGGAAUUGUUUUUCUUUUAGAAUUAAAGCACUUACAUCCCUGCUGAAGCAGUGGAUGCUACUAAUCAGAAUUGCUUUGGGAAAUUGCGAUUUGAGUUUAAUCUAUUGAAAGCAGGGAAGAGUUGUUCCCCAUUUUCAAUUUCAAAACUGUUAUACAUAGAUGUCUGGUAUCACCGUGACCUACAUGGUUGUCCAUGAACUGUGUUUUCUAGUUCACUGGACUCACUGGACUGCCUCUUGGGCCUUAGUGCCUUAUAGGAAGGAGUGCCCACGAUAGAGCUGAAGUGGGUGAUGUGCAUAAAUCUCCUGCCCUUUGGAAUUGUAGAGGCCAUUGUUACAAAUUGCCAUUUUCCCUGCACCUCCAUGAAGAAAAGCUGCUUAGAAACUGUUUUUUUUUCAACAGUUGUAAUGUUUUUACAUUUGUACAAUAUUGUAUAAUAUAUGAACCUUUGUUCAUUUACAAUUUGAAUUAUUUCAUAUAGUAAGGGCAAGUAGUAUUUUUUAUUUUAAAAGUAGAAAUCAGAAAGUAAGAUUAAGAAAUAUACAUGAAGAUAAAUUUCAAAUUCAACAAAUUCGCAUUUAUCCUCCCAUCCCCCGUAACCACUUUCUCUGUCAAGUUAUUUUUGUGUAGUCUGCAAGCAGGGUAAUGGAGAAAUGGCCCAGCAAUCAAGAUUAGGCAUUGCUCAGAGUGGAUAUUCCCAGUUUAGUUCUCUGAACCCACAUUGAGAAGCUCACAAAUGACUAUGACUUUAGCUUCAGGAAAUCUGAAACCCUCUUCUGACCUCUGCAGGCACCUGGACUCACACCCACACAGGCCAAACAGGUUUUUCGUUGGAAUAUACGUUGCACAUUUAUGGCGAUUCUGAGCGUGAGGGCAGACUUCUGCCAGGCUCAGCACAGCCUUUCCGCUGACAAGUGAGCUUGGGGUUAUACGUGCCAUAAUUAACAUUGCCUUGACGACUCUGGACACCGAGACUGGCCUCAGAAGUAGUAGGCUUUUUUUUUUUUUAAAUUGCAAGCGUAUUCUUUUAAUGACUCCAGUAAAAUUAAGCAUCAAGUAAACAAAAGUGGAGAAGAACCUACACUUUUAACUUGUCUCACUAGUGCCUAAAUGUAGUAAAAAGGCUGCUUAAAUUUUGUAUGUAGUUGGAUUUAUUUUGGAAGCUGAAGGUAUCCAUCUGCAGACAUUGAGGCUCAAGUUGAAUUUGGAUUCAAGUGGAUUCUUAAUACUUCUGCCUGUGCUGAAGAGAGAAGCUUCCUAAGGAACAAGCAAGUUGAAUAGAGAAAAUAGUGAUCAAUAAUAGGCAUUUUAGUGGUCUUUUUAAUGUUUUCUGCUGCGGAACAUUUCAAGAUUUAUUGAUUUCCUCCUCCCCCCAUUUUUUUCCCACCACACUCACACACGCACGCUCACACUUUUUAUUUGCCAUAAUGAACCGUCCAGCCCCUGUGGAGAUCUCUUAUGAGAACAUGCGUUUUCUGAUAACUCACAACCCCACCAAUGCGACUCUCAACAAGUUCACAGAGGAACUUAAGAAGUACGGAGUGACAACUUUGGUUCGAGUUUGUGAUGCUACAUAUGAUAAAGCUCCAGUUGAAAAAGAAGGAAUCCACGUUCUAGAUUGGCCGUUUGAUGAUGGAGCUCCACCCCCUAAUCAGAUAGUAGAUGAUUGGCUAAACCUGUUAAAAACCAAAUUUCGUGAAGAGCCAGGCUGUUGUGUUGCAGUGCAUUGUGUUGCAGGAUUGGGAAGGGCUCCUGUGCUAGUUGCGCUUGCAUUGAUUGAAUGCGGAAUGAAGUAUGAAGAUGCUGUUCAAUUUAUAAGACAAAAAAGAAGAGGAGCAUUCAAUUCCAAACAGCUGCUUUACUUGGAGAAGUACCGACCUAAGAUGCGGUUACGCUUCAGAGAUACCAAUGGGCACUGCUGUGUUCAGUAGAAGUAGAAGCAGGCUGGCUGGAUCGUGGCAUUAGAGGGAACUCUUGGUACCUGGAAAUGUGAAUCUGGAUUCUUACCUGUGUCAUCAGAGUAGUAAUGGAUUCAGUACUCCUCAACUCCUAAUGAUUGAGAAGAAGGCAAACGAUAAAGAAAUCCCUCUAUUACACGAAUAAAAUGUUUAAGAAAAGAAAAAAGAAAGGAAAGGGGAUUAAUUUAGUGAAAGAUGAUUUUGCUCCUAGUUUUGAUUUCUGCCAGGAUUGAAUUAUUUCAAAAUCUCCUGUGUUUUUUAAGCUUUUUCAAAAUAGAUGUCUGAGGAAAACCAGCAGAAUAUUAACCAGUGUGGAGCCAGUUGUUGGGAGCACACACUUCCAUUAUGCUUGGCACAUAGGUCUCCUUGUGGUGGGUGGGAUCUGGGGGAGGUAGAUUUUCCUCAUCUCUCUUCCUGCCUCCCUCCCAUCUCCUGAUCCACAUAGAUGGAAUAGAAAGCAGCCUUUGUUGCUGUAGAUGUGCGUGUGUCUGGCAGCCUUAAGCCCACCUGGGCACUUUUAGGGAAAAAAAAAAAAAAACAAAAAAAACCAACAAAAAAAUAAAUAAAAAUAAAAGCAAAGAAAAGGCAGUGGCGCAUAUAUUCUGUGGUCCAGGCUGUUUCUAGUCUAUUGAUGAUGGAUGCUUAUAUUAGUUUUUUUUUUUAACCCCCUUGUGCCCCUGAUCUACCAUUAGGGUGUGAGAGGUAGCCAGGAACCUUUGGUUUUAUAAAUGGUGACGAAAUGACAUCCUAAACAGAGUCUUUCUCCUGUAAUUUAGCUGAGAGAAUUCUUUUUCCCAACAGUGAAACAAGUGGGCCUCCUAGAAACUUUAUUGCAGAGAUGACUGGAGGCCAUUGGUGUUUCCAGGAGAGCUAGCAUGUUUCUACAAGUGUAGGACUGGAUUGUGGAUCUGCUAUCUAACAAUGUCAUGGAAAAGUGGUAUCUUAAAAUUUUAGGACCGAUUUCAGAAAUAGUCAAAGGAGCAACAGAACAUUCAUUGUAUUUUGGUCUUGAGAAAUGCCUAUAGUUUUCCAAAUUAUUCUUGUACAGUUUUAUUUGUACAGUUCAGUGUAACCACCUAUCAUCUUGUUAACACUAGAUUCUUCUGAGAUUCAAAAAGAAAAAUCACUGUCAGAGCUAGCCUUGCCUAGUGAGUCUGUGUCCACAGGCUGUAACAGGGUGGAAGAGCAACAGUAGGCAGCCCAGGGAGCAGCAUGUGCUCACGGCAUCAUGUGGCAGUGGUGUGGGGUCUCUGCUCAGUGUGUUGAUACAGAAAAGCUGUUUUUCCUUGUUUGCAGAAGUUGACCAGACAAAGCAAAUGGAGGGGCACCUCUGUGUACCCUCUUCACCUAAGUGUUUAUAACCAGCAGUACCCUGCUACAAGCCUUGGGUGCAGCCAUCACUGGAUUUUGAUCGUCAGGCCAGCAGGAUGGAUGACAUCUCAUUGAUAGUACCCAGAUGUUGGUGGCUUUCUGAGUUGCCUGUUUACUGUUGAUGCAAUUGUUUUGAUUUUUAACUAAAUGCAAAUACCUUCCUGCCUCAUCCCAGAAAAUGAAAAAUAAUGCUUUUGACACUGUUUCUAGAAUUUUAAAGUUGAAAAAUGAUGAUAUAAUCCAGAAAUUGUUACUUCGGAGCAUGACAAUAGAUUUCUUUAACAAAGACUCAAGAUCAAAUUUCUUACCUAAAAGUUUAGGUUAACUGUUGACUCCUCAAGGGUUUUGAUCAAUAUCACCCAAACCUUUUCCACUUGACAUGCUAGAAUUUUGGUGUGUGUGUGUGUGUGUGUGUAUUUGUUCACGAGCACAAUAGCUCCCAUGGGGGUCUGCACAUGCAGGUGUCCACCAGCAUAGCCUGCCUGAGAUAGUGUCAUUCCUGGUUCUGGGGAGAAGGGUGUGUGAAGGAGAAUAAAGCAGCCCUUUGUCUUAAAGAAGACUAAUGUUAAUUGUUCUCAGAACUGGACGUUUUUUUUCCCCCCAUCAAAAUUAAAACUCUUUCUUUUGGAUUUAAUGAAGUAUUGCUAACUGAAGCCAGUUUGACUUGUGAGAGAGGUUAGACUGACAGAAGGUGUGCAGCCUGAUUUACAACCAAACCCUGAACCCUUUUGAAGAACAAUAAAACAUAUUUUACAUGC
Mus musculus (house mouse) is the source of this 7635-nucleotide messenger RNA. RefSeq names its product protein tyrosine phosphatase 4a2 (gene Ptp4a2). Lineage: Eukaryota; Metazoa; Chordata; Mammalia; Rodentia; Muridae. The transcript is spliced from 6 exons. The coding region runs from base 4976 to 5479 and encodes 167 amino acids. The record is from RefSeq and is a predicted model, not a curated record. Gene Ontology annotation, molecular function: protein tyrosine phosphatase activity. Gene Ontology annotation, cellular component: early endosome; cytoplasm; plasma membrane.